Messenger RNA from Plasmodium vivax (malaria parasite P. vivax), 402 nucleotides. RefSeq lists its product as hypothetical. The transcript has a single exon. The record is from RefSeq and is a predicted model, not a curated record. Lineage: Eukaryota; Apicomplexa; Aconoidasida; Haemosporida; Plasmodiidae. The coding region runs from base 1 to 402 and encodes 133 amino acids.
AUGAAUUCUUUAGAAUUGCAUCCACAGAAGAGCGAUAUUCGUAACGUAUGGUGGCAAGUGUGUGGAAACGAAGAAAAUAAAUUUUAUGAUGUUAUAAAUCACUUUUUUACCUUAUAUGAUGAAAUAAAGCAUAAGUACAAAGUGAAAAAAGAUGACUUUAGAAAAAAUAUCUGGGCAUAUUUUGAUGAAAUGGCAAAAAAACAACUACCAGAAAAAGAAACCUCUUUUGAAAAACAGCUUAAUGAUCUCGUUAAGGAGAAACCCAUAACGAAAGAUGAAUUUAGGGUAUUGACUGAAAAGUAUAAAACUGCAUGCACUGAAUUAAGAGAAGAGCUAUUCAGUAUGUGCCAAGUUGAAAUAGCUCAAGUGAUGAUGCAGUUACCGUGGUGGAAGGGUUAUUAG